Messenger RNA from Pelodiscus sinensis (Chinese soft-shelled turtle), 954 nucleotides. RefSeq names its product olfactory receptor 52R1-like. Gene Ontology annotation, molecular function: G protein-coupled receptor activity; olfactory receptor activity. Gene Ontology annotation, biological process: G protein-coupled receptor signaling pathway. Gene Ontology annotation, cellular component: plasma membrane. NCBI's taxonomy places the organism in Eukaryota, Metazoa, Chordata, Testudines, Trionychidae. The record is from RefSeq and is a predicted model, not a curated record.
UGCUCCAUGUCAGAUUCCAACACAACCCACUUCACCAACCCCUCCACCUUCAUCCUGCUGGGCAUCCCUGGCUUAGAGAAAGCCCAUGUCUGGAUCUCCAUCCCCUUCUGCACCACUUAUGCCAUAGCUGUCUUGGGGAACUUUACCAUCCUGUUCAUCGUGAAGAGGGAGCCAAGCCUCCGUGAGCCCAUGUACUAUUUUCUCUGCAUGCUGGCCAUCACCGACCUGGUCCUGUCCACAUCCAUUCUACCUAAAAUGUUGGCAAUCUUCUGGUUCAAUACCAAGGAGAUCCUUUUCAAUGCCUGCCUCAUGCAGAUGUACUUCAUUCACUGCUUCACCAUAACAGAGUCAGGGCUCUUUUCAGCCAUGGCUUUGGAUCGCUACGUGGCCAUCUGCCAUCCCCUGAGACAUUCCACCAUCCUGGCGACCCCUGUGGUGGCCAAAAUUAGUUUGGCAGUCAUGUUGCGUGGCUCCACAUCCACGAUGCCUUUUCCCUUCCUGGCAAGGAGGUUGCCGUACUGCCAAACUAACAUCAUCCCGCACUCCUAUUGCGAGCACAUUGCUGUGGCAAAGAUGGCCUGUUCGGACAUACGUGUCAAUAACUACUAUGGUCUGUUUGUGGUCUUGGCUACGAUGGGUGUGGAUAUCAUUUUCAUCACUGUGUCCUAUGUUCUCAUCCUCAGGGCCAUCUUCAGACUCCCCACAAAGGACGCCCGGCUCAAGACUUUUGGCACAUGUACCUCCCACCUAGGUGCCAUUUUAUCCUUUUACAUCCCUUCCCUUUUCUCCUUUCUCGCACAUCGGUUUGGCCACAAUAUACCCCUGAACUUCCACAUUCUCCUCGCCAACGUGUACCUCCUGGUGCCCCCCAUGCUGAACCCCAUCAUCUACGGGGUGAAGACCAAACAGAUCCGGCACAGGCUGCUCCGUCUCUUCACUCAUAAAGGGAUAUGA